AUGGCAGACAGUGAGGAUGGUAGCGGCUGCGCAUCCUCAGUAUACAUUGGGAAGUACGCCCUCAAAAAUAUUAUUGGUGAGGGAAGCUUCGGGAAAGUGAUGAUUGGUCAACACAUUGACUCCCUACAAAAAGUAGCUGUCAAGAUCAUCAACAAAGAUGAUAUGGAGGAGGAGGAGCUUGACUUGCUUUUCAAGGAAGUCGAUAUUAUGCAGACACUCGAUCACCCAAACAUUGUGAAGUUCCAUGAGGCUAUUGAUACUCCGUCAGCCUUAUUUGUUAUCAUGGACUUCUGCAGUGGAGGUGACUUAUACAAAUAUAUUCCUGAGUCCAGUGGUUUAAAGGAGGAAGAGGCCGGUAAAAUUUUCCAUCAAGCGGUCACAGCGGUUCAGUACCUGCACAAGAAUAACAUAGUGCACCGGGAUCUGAAGACCGAAAACCUUCUCCUGGACUCCAACAAAACCAUCAAACUGGCAGAUUUCGGGGUUAGCACCUACUAUAACAUCGGAGAGGAUCUGGAGAGCCUUUGCGGCACCUACUCCACGCUAGCCCCUGAAGUGAUGCAGGAGAAGCCUUAUGACGGCCCAGCGGCUGAUGUAUGGAGCCUGGGCGUCAUAUUAUUCCAACUUGUGACCGGCUCCCUGCCCUUCGCUGGAGAGGAGAGUGAGGAGGUGCUGGAAAACAUUUACUCCGGCUGUGUCAUCCCCUCCCAUUUAUCCAAACAGUGCCAGGACCUGAUACAUCUUAUUCUUGUCCAAGACCCCUGCAAGAGGGCCACACUGGAGGAUAUCAUGGACCAUCCUUGGCUAAAAACAAGCCAGGAAGAUGCUGUUUCAACCAACAACAUAGAACUCAAUAUAACAUCUGAGGUUCUUGCAGAAACAGUGGAUGCACCCAUGGACUUCCAACAGCCUGAGAACAUCUGCAGGAGAACUACACCUACUCCAUCUAUGACAUCUCUAGCAAGCAUGGCCAGUGCAAUGACAUCCAGCACUAGUGUCCCUGAAGACAGCGAUGAUAGCUUUAAUGCUUCACAUAAUAGAGCUUGGGUAACUAAACUGACCAAAACAUGCUGUAUCUAUGUCACAAGUGCAUCUUUAAAGUCAGAUAUAAAAAUGAAUAAUUAG
Molecule: messenger RNA, 1125 nt
Organism: Bombina bombina (fire-bellied toad)
Lineage: Eukaryota; Metazoa; Chordata; Amphibia; Anura; Bombinatoridae
Product: MAP/microtubule affinity-regulating kinase 3-like
Exons: 12
Coding region: 1-1125 (374 amino acids)
Biological process (GO): intracellular signal transduction; protein phosphorylation
Cellular component (GO): cytoplasm
Molecular function (GO): protein serine/threonine kinase activity; ATP binding
Source: RefSeq, a predicted model, not a curated record